AUGGACGACCUCUACGAUGAGUUCGGAAACUACAUCGGCGAGCCGGAAGAGAGUGAAGAGGAGCAGGACGCAGGCGCAUACGAUGGCGCGCAAUAUCUGGACGAAGAUGGAGAAGAGGCGGCGCAGACAGGUGCUGAAGUGAUGGACAUAGACGACGAGGGCCCUUCGAAUGCCGUAGUACUACACGAAGACAAGCAAUACUAUCCUUCAGCAUCACAAGUCUAUGGACCCGAUGUCGAAACGCUCAUCCAAGAAGAGGAUACGCAGACACUGCAGCAGCCGAUUGUGGCGCCGAUCGAGCGCAAGAAGUUCACAGUGGAAGAGGAGGAUCUGCCUACAGUGUACUUUGACCGUGGCUUCCUCACAGAUCUGAUGAGCUUUCCCGAACAAAUACGGAACAUUGCGCUAUGCGGGCAUUUACACCACGGCAAGACGAGUAUCAUGGAUAUGCUUGUGUCGCAAACACACGAUGUGUCCCACUUCAUGGAAGGCAAGACCGGCAAAGCGCGCGACGAGACUAUGCGGUAUACAGACACACAUCUUCUGGAGCGAGAACGAGGGCUGUCAGUGAAAGCCAGCCCAAUGAGUUUGCUUCUGCAGGGUACGAAGGGAAAAAGCCACCUACUGAAUAUCAUCGACACCCCGGGACAUGUGAACUUUGCAGACGAGGUGGCAGCAUCAUUACGCUUAGUCGACGGUGUUGUGCUGGUGGUCGAUGUCGUGGAGGGGGUGCAGACACAGACAGAGCUUGCUAUCAAGCACGCUGUGCUUGCAGGCAUUCCGCUCACGCUGCUCAUCAACAAGGUCGAUCGACUAAUGCUCGAAUUGAAGUUGCCUCCGACCGACGCUUACUUCAAGCUAAAGCAUGUCGUGGAGGAGGUCAAUACGCACAUCGAGAAUACAAUUCCUGGUCGUGGCGAGAAGUUCCGCGUUAGCCCGGAGAAGGGUAACGUGGCUUUCGCAUGCAGCAGCAUGGAGUGGUGCUUCACACUCCCCAGUUUCGCAACCAUGUACGCGGAAAGCUAUCCAAGCGCGGAAUUUGACAUCAAGGAGUUCAGCAAGCGACUGUGGGGCGACAUUUACUACAACCCAAGAUCUCGAAAAUUCACGCGAAAGCCAGUGGAAGAUCGAGGGAAGAGGAGUUUCGUGCAUUUCGUCUUGGAGCCAAUCUACAAGCUGUACUCUCACACCCUAUCAGAAUCGCCAGAAGAUCUCAAGAAGACUCUGGCGAGCCUUGGAAUCAGUCUGAAGCCAAGCCAGCUGAAAGCUAAUGCUAAGAAUCUGCUGAAGAUGGUAUGUGAGCAAUUUUUUGGACCACCAGCUGGAUUGGUGGAUAUGGUUGUGGAGCACGUACCUUCGCCUGUUGCUAGCAGUCGACAGAAGCUCGAGAAGUAUUACACAGGUCCACUAGACUCGAAGACCGCGACGGCCAUGUUGGAAUGCGACUCUGAUGGACCACUGGUUGUGCACGUCACAAAGCUGUUCAACACCCAAGAUGCCCAAGGCUUCCACAGCUUUGGCCGGGUAAUGAGUGGCACCGCAAGACCCGGAGAGCAGGUCCGAGUACUUGGAGAGAACUACAGCAUCGAUGACGAGGAAGACAUGGUUACUGCGACGAUAGAGCAGGUCUCAAUUGCCGAAAGCAGGUACAAUGUGCCGGUUUCUGGCAUUCCAGCGGGUAACUUUGUGCUUCUUGGUGGCGUCGACAACUCGAUCAUGAAGAGCGCAACCAUUGUCGCGCCGAAGUUGCCGGACGAUGAGGACGCUUACAUCUUCAAACCGGUUGUCCACUUCUUCGACAGUGUAUUCAAGGUCGCGGUGGAGCCCAUCAACCCUUCAGAAUUGCCCAAAAUGCUUGACGGCUUACGCAAGAUCAACAAGUCCUACCCACUCAUUACGACCAAAGUCGAGGAAUCGGGCGAGCAUGUGGUCCUUGGGACUGGCGAGCUUUACAUGGACUGCGUUCUUCACGACCUUCGACGCAUGUACGCACAGAUGGAGAUCAAGGUCUCAGAUCCAGUCACACGAUUCUGCGAGACGUGUGUCGACCAGAGCGCGAUGAAGUGCUAUGCCCUGACGCCAAACAAAAAGAACAAGCUCACUUUUGUGGCCGAGCCACUCGACGACGGCAUUGCACAAGACAUAGAGACCGGCAAGGUCAGCAUCAAGGAUCCGGUGCGAAAGGUCGGAAAGUUCUUUGAGGAGAACUACGGCUACGAUAUUCUCGCUUCCCGCAAUAUCUGGGCAUUUGGUCCGGACGACAUGGGACCAAAUAUCCUUCAGAACGAUACCCUGCCAUCUGACGUUGACCAGAAGCUGCUGCGUUCAGUCAAGGACACCAUCCGACAGGGUUUCUCGUGGGGUACAAGAGAAGGCCCUCUAUGUGAGGAGCCUAUCAGGAACGUAAAGUUCAAGAUCACGGAUGUCGAGCUAGCAUCAGAAGCAAUCUUCCGUGGCGGUGGUCAAAUCAUCCCUACGGCGCGACGAGCAUGCUACAGCUCCUUCCUCAUGGCUGGACCAAGACUGAUGGAGCCUUUGUACUCGUGCACGAUGCUUGGCCCGGCCAACGCAGUCUCCUCACUGUAUACGGUGCUCGCGAGAAGGAGAGGCCACGUGCUAAGCGAUGCACCUGUGCCAGGAACACCACUCUACAGCGUGAAGGGCUUGCUACCGGUCAUCGAUUCAUUUGGUUUUGAGACAGAUCUGCGCAUCCACACGCAAGGGCAGGCUACUGUCUCUCUGGUAUUCGAUCGGUGGAGUAUUGUCCCAGGUGAUCCGCUGGACAAGACCAUCAAGCUCAGACCGCUCGAGCCGGCUUCCGCGCAAGCCACGGCGCGAGAUUUUGUGCUCAAAACAAGAAGGAGAAAGGGUCUCAGCGAGGAUGUGACUGUGAGCAAGUAUGUAGAGCCUGAGAUCAUGAGACAGCUCAGGGAGACUGGAAUGCUUGAUGGCGCAUGA
This is a messenger RNA of Pseudocercospora fijiensis CIRAD86, 2958 nucleotides long. RefSeq lists its product as uncharacterized. Gene Ontology annotation, molecular function: GTP binding; GTPase activity; translation elongation factor activity. Gene Ontology annotation, biological process: mRNA splicing, via spliceosome. The record is from RefSeq and is a predicted model, not a curated record. Gene Ontology annotation, cellular component: U2-type catalytic step 2 spliceosome; cytosol; U4/U6 x U5 tri-snRNP complex. Bases 1 to 2958 code for a protein of 985 amino acids. The transcript has a single exon. NCBI's taxonomy places the organism in Eukaryota, Fungi, Ascomycota, Dothideomycetes, Mycosphaerellales, Mycosphaerellaceae.